GAGAGCGGUAUCUCUAUUUUCUACUAAUUAUAUUAUUACUGUAGUUAACACAAUUUAUAAUUAACCUUCAACCUUCUAUUGCCAUUCUAUUACUGAGUCUGUUAACUAUGGUGACUUGAGACUUCUGUAUUUUGCUUUAAGUAAUAAGUUUUGAGACGGAAUUUUAACAAUAUUCUUUUACAAUAAGGCGAUGUAUAGGAUUUUAAUGUAAUAAAAUACUUAAAUUAAUAUUAUUUUUUAUAUAAAAGCAUAUCUCAAAUAAAACUGUAAGGAAAUGUAAUAAUGAAGUUUUAGUCGAAAUUCAUAUUAUAAGCACAAUGAGUCGAUGUGAUUUUAAGAUUGUGUUAUUAGGCAGUGAACAUGUUGGAAAGACUAGUUUAGUAAUUAGAUUUGUGAAUUGUCGGUUUAAUGCUUCAACGCCAUACCAAAACACUAUUGGCGCAGCUUUCUGUGCCAAAACAAUAUAUGUGAAUGGAAAACCAUUCAAUGUUGGAAUAUGGGAUACUGCUGGUAGUGAACGCUAUGAAGCGAUGACACGUAUGUAUUACCGCGGUGCGCAUGCGGCGAUUAUAUGCUAUGACCCCUGUUGUCUCGAGUCUUGGACGCGACUCCGGCAUUGGUUGCAAGAAUUGAGGACAGUUGAAGAAGAGUGCAAAGUAUAUCUCUGUGGUACCAAAAAAGAUCUAGUUGACUCCAAUGAGGUGCAACGAGAGGUCCCGGAAGAUAUAGUACAUACAUACUCUCAAGGUCUACAUGGACACUUUCUAACUUCGAGCAAAACUGGAGAGAAUGUUGAAGAGUUAUUCCAGAAGAUAGUAGAGGAUUGUGCAGCAGAUAUUAAUGUGAUGAAGAAUGUGGAAGAGUUAAGAGUACAAUUACAAAAAGAGGAUGAAAAAAAGAAAGUGUACUGUUUCUGCUGAUAUUGAAUACAAACACAAAUACUCUGUUUUUUCAAAAGAAAACGCGUCAUAUAUGCAUUGGUUAAAGUGUUUAAAGACGAUAAAAGUAUAGUCUGCCCAUCAGAAGCAUUUACGAGUUAUUUUUUUCAAGAAGGAAUAGAUGCCGCUACAACACUUCAAAUGUCUUGGGGCGUUGGUCUCAGACUGCUUUGCUUUAGUUAAUUAUUUGGUUCUCUUUGCGAUCCGCUUUCUGAGACUAACGACACAUUGUUAUGCCUUGAUGUAUUUCCUCACAUGCUUCCUUCACCAACCGAGUUUUAAUAUAAUUCUACUCAAAGUCAUUACCUCAACAUUGAGAAUCCCAUUAUACUAAUACUACAUAUAUAUAUACUCUUGUGUCUACUCUUUCAGUGUCCUGAAAGAUCAAUACGAAUUCGCCUGACAAUUGACGAAUUACGAACUGACUGUAUAUAAUACAAAAUUAUGACUGAAUAUUAUUUUGUGGCUCUGUUUACUCUACAAUGUAUCUUAAGACCUAGAGCGCUGUCAAAUGUAUUAGAAAUAAUUCAUAGAUUUAACAAAAGCCUUAUUAUUCUCAAGUAGACUUAUAAAUACACAGUUACUUAAAGAAGUAACUGUCAAAGCAAAUGUUAAAGAUUAUUUAUUUUAUUUACAUUUAUUGUGCUAUUAUGCGCUUUUGACUAUUCAACAAUUCGACAAGGCUCAUAAAAUAAGUAUAUUAAAUAUAGAAGAUGUAUUAAAAUUAUAAGUUUUAAUAUAGUUUAAAGAUUUGAGACUGUGAUCAAACAAAUAUUUUUAUAUUCGGGAUCUCAAGUACCAAAUGUAUUUAAUUUAGGUUCAAUAAAGCCUUGAUGCCUUCUAUUCAUAGACGAUUUUCCACAUUUUUAACGAGUAACGUAUUCCGUGUCAAUAUACUAAAAUAUUAUUUACCUUGUUUCUUAUGUCAAACUUUACGUUAACUCUACCACGCAUUAUUUUGUAAAUAGACAAAACCCAAAUAUUCUUAAACAUUAUUUUUAAAUUAACUGUCACCUGUUAUGAAAAAAGUAAGUAUUGAAAUUUCAUUACAUUGCUAGUUAACAAAUACAUACGUAUUUUUUUAUUCAAAGGCAAACCAUAGGUUACAAACGUAGCUUCAAUUGGUUAUAACUGUUUUAUUUGGACAACACAUUCGAUAACUGUCGUAUAGAAUUAAAAUCCGCCAGAUCCAGAAAGGUGAAUUUUACAGUAUACAUUUUUUUUUGCUGGUAACAGUUACGUUUAACUGUUAUUUUUUAAAAAAAGAUACUGAAAUAAUAACUAAAUGAAAAAAAUAGAUUUAGCGGUUAUUGAUAAUGACACUCGGAUCUGACGGAUUUUGUUUCUCACAGAAAUAGAUGUGGCGGAGAUCGAUGCCAACUACGCAACGUCAUUAUCAACUUAUAGGGUGUUCUAAAAUUACAGAUUAAGAGGAAGUAAAACUACCAAAAAUAAUAAAUCUAAAC
This is a messenger RNA of Pieris brassicae (large cabbage white), 2404 nucleotides long. RefSeq names its product ras-related protein Rab-24-like. Lineage: Eukaryota; Metazoa; Arthropoda; Insecta; Lepidoptera; Pieridae. Bases 318 to 920 code for a protein of 200 amino acids. The transcript is spliced from 5 exons. The record is from RefSeq and is a predicted model, not a curated record. Gene Ontology annotation, molecular function: GTPase activity; GTP binding.